UGCGGCUGAUUAAACCAGUGGGCGAGAGGGCUCUGUGCUGCAGGCCAGGGCCCUUCGUAGGGUGCGCGUGUGGCCCGGGAGGGGCUCUCGGUCGCCCUCCACUCUGUCUUGUCCGCUGACCCCUUAGAUGUCCACAUGGCGCCAUCACUACAGUGCACCGCCUGGUAGUUGCUUGUUCACUUGCUUUUGUUCUUGAACUUGUUUUUGUAAGAAAUUAAGAAUGGAUGAGAGGGGAGAUUUCCUGCUCAGGUCUUCUAUGUGAAGGCGGAUACAUCUGGCCGGAGCCCCUUGACUAGAUGACCCCUUAAGUCUGAUUGUGGGCUGGCUGGCUGCUCCCCUGGAGCUGCUCGUCUCUCUCAGCCAAGGGAUCCAGGGAAGACGGCAAGAUCAUUACCAAAAGCCGUAUUUAAGGGGCUACUGUGCAUCCUACCUGUAGCACCUGCCUGGCCUGUGUUGGAAUCCUCAUUCUACGGUUGACCAUUUUCUGGAAGCUUGAUAAUACCUGUCUCAGAUGACUCAUGUGUUGUGCGUUAAUGAUGAACUAACCAACCUCACUGGAAGGCUUGCUCUGUCCCUUUUGCUAAUGUCCCAUGUUUUGAAAUAGACAAACUUGAUCGAAUGACCAUUUCCAAACUUCUCACCUGUGCUGUUAGUUACACUGAGCAGUUCUUUCUUCAUAGAACCAACUGAACUGCCCCAGUUACCUGCUCUUACCUGGCUGACACCCUCCUGGCCACCCACCUCCUAAACAUACACCUAUCACUGCCGAGGCUCUUCCUGCUAGCCAGCUGCCGCACCUGCGGGCUCCCGGGACGACUCUGCCCUUUCCUCUUGCCAGCACCCCUGUUCCUCCAGCCUCCCCUCUGUCACUGCGAAUGCCAAGGUCAGUUGAAAGUGUGCGUUUAGGUGUUUCCUGUUCCUUGACCUGUAAGCGAGGAGAGUGGACCUGUUCGUGUCUCUCCCCAGUGCUGAGACAUUUAACACCGAACAGACAAUCCUGGAGAAUCGCAGUGGGUCAGGCACCUUGGAUUUCAGGCUUGUACUGUUCCUGGAAAGAAAAAUAGUGAUGGACAGUUUGGGUGUACUUUUAUGUCUACUUGGCAAAAUGAGUAAGCUGCCACCUCUCGUUACCAUCCUGCUAUUUUCAACAAGUGCACAGGCAGCUAUUUCAGAAAGAGCCGGGCCUUCCCGAGGAUGAGUAAGCCAUCGCGCUGUGUGCUGUAUCUGCAGAGGACAGGGUGUUUUCGCCGAGAGGCACAGCGUGUGCAGAAGUGCUGUGGUCAGACGAGGCCCUCUAGGCCAGAAUGCCUUGAGAGAAGAUAACUUUCUCUGCUUUGAGAAUGUAAGAUGGAUCCAGAAGAGCAGGAGCUACUGAGUGACUACAGAUACAAGAGCUACUCGUCCGGGAUUGAAAAGGCUUUAAAAAAUUUCGAGUCCUCCAGUGAAUGGGCGGAUCUUAUAUCUUCCCUGGGCAAGCUGAACAAGGCACUCCAGAGCAACCUGAAGUACUCCUUGUUGCCAAGCCGGUUCAUCAUCAGCAAGCGGCUGGCCCAGUGCCUGCAUCCGGCACUGCCCAGUGGGGUGCACCUGAAGGCCCUCGAGACCUAUGAGAUCAUCUUCAAAAUUGUGGGCACCAAAUGGCUGGCCAAGGAUUUGUUCCUCUACAGCUGCGGGUUGUUCCCUCUCCUGGCGAAUGCAGCCAUGUCAGUGAGGCCCGCGCUGCUCAGCCUGUACGAGACGUACUUCCUCCCGCUGAAGAAGCUGCUGCUGCCCAGCCUGCAGGCCUUCAUCAUGGGGCUGCUGCCUGGCCUGGAGGAGGGCUCCGAGAUCUAUGACAAGACAGACAGGUUGCUCCUGAGGCUGUCCCAGGUGGUGGGCGAGGAGGUCUUCUAUGCGGCCCUCUGGGGGAGUGUGCUGGUGAGCCCGGCCGUGCGCCUCCCUGCCUCGCUCUUCGUGGUGAGCCACAUCCGCAGGGAUUUGCCCGGCAAGAAGCAGAAGUACAUGCUUGGGACAGACCCCCAGCUCACGGUCAAGUCCUUAUGUGCGUCGCUGUUGGACUCGAAUGUUCUGGUGCAAAGAAACAAUCUGGAAAUUGUCCUGUUCUUCUUCCCAUUUUACACCUGUCUGGAUGCAGAGGAGAGCGCCAUCCCCCUGCCGCGGCCCCACAUCGUGUGUCUUCUCGCAGCUGCCACCCAGACCCUACUGCGGAGGGACAUGUCUCUCAACAGGCGGCUUUACGCCUGGCUGCUAGGUUCCGACAUUAAGGGAAACACAAUUGUGCCGGAAUCCGAAAUCACAGAUUCUUAUGAAGACCAGUCCUUGUAUUUUUUUGAAAAAUAUUCCAAGGAUCUUCUAGUUGAGGGCUUGGCUGAGCUGCUGCACCAGGAGUUCCCGCAGACCGAUAGGGAUGAGCGCCUUCAUGCCUACCUGAGGCCCUUCCGCAUCCUCAUCAGCCUGCUUGACAAGCCGGAAAUAGGGCCUCAAGUGGUUGAGAUCUUGUUUCUUGAGGUCAUCCGGGCCUUCUAUUCCUACUGCAGCGACGCUCUCGGCUCUGACCUGAAACUGAGCUACACUCAGGGUGGAAAUUUGCUGAUAAGCACAAUAAAAGAGAACAGAAAUGCUUCAGAGAUUGUGAAAACGGUGAACUUGCUCAUCACUUCCCUGAGCACAGACUUUCUGUGGGAUUACCUGACGCGGUCUUUUGAGGACUGCUUUAGGCCAGAGAGGCAGAAUCACCUCAUUGGGAAGAGCAUCAGCCCGCCCCCGACCAUCCCCGAGCUCUGCACCCUCCUCGUGUUCCUCCUGGACGUGAUUCCCUUGGAGCUGUACUCUGAGGUGCAGACGCAGUACCUCCCACAGGUGCUGGGUGGCCUGGUGCAGCCACUGGCUGAGCACACGGAUGCACUGAACCUGCCCGAGCUCACACAGGCCCUGCGGACAUGCUUCAAGGUGCUGAGCAAAGUGCAGAUGCCACCCUCCUAUCUGGACGCGGAGGCCCCCAGCGGAAGCUCGAGUCCCGUGAGAGGUGAAAACAGCGGGACUGCCCCAGACACCAGGGCGGUGAUUCCCGGCGACGAAGACCCUCCCUUCCCACCCCUUAAAUCUGAAGACAGUGGGAUCGGGCUGAGCGCCUCAUCGCCGGAGCUGUCCGAGCACCUGCGGGUCCCCAGGGUGUCUCCUGACAGAGAUGACGUCUGGAAGAAGGCCGGGAGCAUGCAAAGAACCUUCCUCUGCAUCCAGGAGCUGGUCGCCAACUUCGCCCACAGGAACAUUUUUGGAGUCCAGCUCACGGCGUCAGGAGGAGAAAGCAAGCCCGAAGAGCCUGCUGGUCAGCAGGACACAGGCGGGUUGCCGGGCGUGGUGACGGGGGACCCCAGCAGGAAGAACUCGUGGGACGCGCGGCCCAUCAGCAUGCCCCAGCUGAAGCAGGUGCUCUCAGGCCUGUUCACAGCUCGGGGGUCUCCUUUUAAGCCCAAGGGCAUGGAUUCGCUGUCGCCUUCACCCAGCAGCCCUGGCAGGAAGCAGGAGGGCGAGUGGACCGUGGAGCAGGUGGUCAUUGACGUGGGGGGCUCGAGCGAGGGCUGCAGGGAGGCCUUUGCCGCCGCCUGCCACCUGCUGCUGGACUGCGCCACCUUCCCCGUCUACCUGUCAGAGGAGGAGACAGAGCAGCUCUGCGAAAUGCUCUUCCAGCCUCCAGGAGCCAGCGAUCCCAGCUUCCCAUCCUGGCUGAAGUCCCUGAUGACCAUCUGCUGCUGUGUGACCGACUGCUACCUCCAGAACGUGGCCAUCUCCACCCUGCUGGAGGUCAUCAACCACUCCCAGUCCCUUGCACUUGUCAUCGAAGACAAGAUGAAACGCUACAAAAUCUCUGGACACAACCCGUUCUUCGGCAAGCUGCAGAUGGUCACAGUUCCCCCCAUCGCCCCAGGGAUACUGAAAGUGAUUGCAGAGAAAACAGACUUCUAUCAGAGGGUAGCACGUGUGCUGUGGAAUCAGCUGAACAAGGAGACCCAGGAGCAUCACAUCACCUGUGUGGAGCUGUUCUACCGGCUGCACUGCCUGGCCCCCACGGCCAACGUCUGCGAGGACAUCAUCUGCCACGCCCUCCGCGACCCUGACAAGGGCACGAGACUGGAAGCUCUGUUCAGGUUUUCUGUCAUCUGGCACUUGACGAGGGAAAUCCAGGGCAGCCGAGUCAGCUCCCACAACCGCUCCUUCGACAGGUCCCUGUUUGUCGUGCUGGACAGCCUGACUUGCACGGACGGGGCCAUCGGUGCAGCCGCCCAGGGCUGGCUGGUGCGGGCCCUGUCCCUGGAUGACGUGGCGCGCAUCCUGGAGCCUGUGCUUCUGCUCCUGCUGCAGCCCAAGACCCAGAGGACCUCCAUCCAGUGCCUGAAGCAGGAGAACACAGCGGAAGACUUGCAUCGUUGGUUCACCAGGAAGAAAAUCUCUUUCAAAGAGGCGUGUGGUGCACCUGAGCUUCAGGAGGGCGGCUCGGAAGACAGCCUGCCCCUGAGCCAGCUCACUACCGUGGACCGGGAGGCCAUCUGGGCUGAGGUGGAGAAGGAGCCGGAGAGAGGCCCGCCGGGAAGCGAGCUGAGCGAGGAGGACCUUCCCGACCCCAUGGGCCCACCCGAGCGGCCAGCCAGCGGUACCGCGGGCAGCAGUGAGCACAGUGAGUCUGCAGAUACCAGCUCCGUGCACACGGACAGCGAGAGCACCUCCUCCUUCUCCUCCCCCUUGCACGACCUGCAGGAGCUGAGCCAGGAGGAGCAGUGCUGCGGACCCCUCCCCGUGGGGGGCCGCCUUCACCCCAAGCGCCCAGCCCUGCUGGCUGCCUGCCAGGCAGACAGCUUCCAGCCCCAUGCCAGGUUAAGCCUGACACGUGUGGACUCAGACAAGACACAGGCCUCAGAGUCACUGUCCAGCGAUGAGGAGGCCGACCUGGAGCUGCAGGCUCUAUGCGUGUCCCAGCAGCUGAAGCAGCAGCAGGAGCAGCGGGAGACGGUGGAGGCCUUGUUCAAGCACAUCCUGCUCUAUCUGCAGCCCUACGACUCCGGGCGGGUGCUGUACGCCUUCUCAGUGCUGGAGGCCGUGCUCAAGACCAACCCCAGGGAGUUUAUCGAGGCCGUAUCGCGGACCAGCAUGGACACCAGCUCCACCGCACACCUCAACCUCAUUUCCAACCUCCUGGCCCGCCACCAGGAAGCCCUGGUGGGGCAGAGCUUCUAUGGGAAGCUGCAGACCCAGUCCCCCAAUGUGUGCCCCCACUCCCUGCUCAUCGAGCUGCUCACCUACCUGUGCCUGAGCUUCCUGCGCAGCUACUACCCCUGCUACCUGAAGGUCUCCCAUCGAGACGUGCUCGGCAACCGGGACGUCCAGGUCAAGAGUGUGGAAGUUUUGGUCAGGAUCAUGACACAGCUGGUCUCGGUGGCCAAGUCUGCCGAAGGGAGGACGGUGGAGUCCAUCCGCAGCCUGCUGCAGCGGUGUAGAGUGCAGGAGUUCGUGCUGCUGUCGUUGUCGGCGUCCAUGUACAUCAGCCAGAAGCGCUACGGGCUAGCCACGGCAGAGCGAGGCCGGGCCCCACGGGAGGACAGCCUCUUUGAAGAGAGUCUCAUCAACUUGGGCCAGGAUCAGAUCUGGAGCGAGCACCCCCUGCAGAUCGAGCUGCUCAAGCUCCUGCAGGUGCUGAUCGUCCUGGAGCACCACUUGGGGCGGGCCCAGGAGGAGACCGAGAAUCAGCCCGAGCUGGCCCGGGAGUGGCGGAAGGCCCUGAACUUCCAGCAGGCCAUCAGCGCCAUGCAGUACGUGCAACCGCACCCCCUCACCUCACAGGGGCUACUGGUGUCGGCCGUGGUGCGAGGGCUGCAGCCGGCCUACGGCUAUGGCAUGCACCCGUCCUGGGUGAGCCUGGUCACGCAGUCCUUGCCCUACUUCGGAAAGUCGCUGGGCUGGACGGUGACCCCCUUCAUUGUCCAGAUUUGCAAAAACUUGGAUGAGCUGGUCAAGCAGUAUGAAAGCGAGUCUGCAAAGCUCUCUGCCAGUGUAACCUCCAAGAGAGAAAACAUCUCUCCAGAUUACCCACUCACUCUUCUGGAAGGCCUGACAAGCAUCAGUCAUUUUUGCCUUUUGGAACAACCCAACCAAAGCAGAAAGACCUCGGCCAUGAGUGAUCCUGCCAGUCUGAAAAACGCCAAGAACGCCAUCCUAGAAGAGCUGCCGCGGAUGGUGAGCACCAUGGCCCUGCUCUGGAGCGUGCUCACCAGGGAGGAGGCCCACAAGAGGCCCGCCGACCUCCUCGGGGCCACAAAAGGCUCCUCUUCGGUCUACUUCAAAACCACCAAAACCAUACGACAAAAAAUUUUGGAUUUCUUGAACCCCUUGACAGCCCCUCUUGGGGUUCCUUUAAUAGCUGCGGUGGCAGCCGUGUGGAGCAGAAAGAAAGCCAAACGCCACAGCAAAAUGAAGAUCGUGCCUGAGGCCAGCGCGUCCCAGCUCACCCUUGUCGACCUGAUUGGUGCCCUCAGCACCCUGCAGACAGACUCGGUGCUGCAGCUGGUAAAGGAGGUGGUGAAGCGGCCGCCACAGAUCCGAGGGGACGAGAAAUCACCCCUGGCAGACAUUCCUGUGCUGCAGUUUUGCUACGCUUUCGUCCAGAGGCUCCCAGUGACCACCCUGCAGGCGGACUCCGCCUCUCUGCUGAGCGUGUUGAAGGAGUCAGUGCAGCUGAACCUGGCUCCCCCUGGCCACUUCCUGCUCCUCAGCAUGCUGAAUGACUUUGUAACAAGAACUCCCAACCUGGAAAGCAAGAAGGAUCAGAAAGACCUGCAGGAUGUCACUCAGAAGAUCCUGGAAGCUUUGGGAAAUAUCGCCGGCUCUUCCUUGGAACAAACCAGCUGGCUAAGCAGAAACCUGGAAGUGAAGGCCCAGCCUCAGCUCCCUCUAGAAGGAUCUGAUGCUGAGGAAGACUUGCAUGAUGCCGCCGCCACGUCAGCCAUGGUGUCUGCGUCUACGCCUUCGGUGUACAGCACGCAGGCCCUCGCCCUCCUGGCGGAGAUCCUGGCCUCGCUCCUGGACAUGGUCUACCGAAGUGACGAGAAGGAAAAAGCAGUGCCUUUGAUCUCCCGCUUGCUUUAUUACGUGUUUCCUUACUUACGCAACCACAGGGCCUGCAAUAUUCCCAGCUUCCGGGCUGGCUCUCAGCUGCUGAGCGCCCUGAGCGGCUACGCCUACACCAAACGAGCCUGGAAGAAGGAAGUCCUGGAGUUGUUCUUGGACCCCGGCUUCUUCCGCAUGGACACGGCCUGCGCACAUUGGAAGGCCAUCAUUGACCAUCUCUUGACCCAUGAGAGAACGACAUUUAAAGACUUAAUGAAUAUGCCCAGCAGCUCUUUGAAGCUGUUCUCAGGUCUUUCACAAAAAGCCAUGCUGCUCAAGCGCCAGGCUUUUGCCGUCUUCAGUGGCGAACUGGACCAGUACCACCUCUACCUGCCCCUGAUACAAGAACGCCUGACAGACAAUCUCAGAGUGGGACAGACAUCCAUAGGUGCUGCCCAGAUGUUUCUUUUUUUCAGAGUUUUGCUGCUAAGAAUAUCUCCUCAACAUCUGACUUCCCUGUGGCCAAUAAUGGUCUCUGAAUUAAUUCAGACAUUCAAACGGCUGGAAAAGGAGCUGAAGGACUAUCUUGACCCACUGGUAAACAGCAAUAAAAUCAGCAGGACCAAAGCUACAGUCUCUGAUGUGGGGGAGAUAGCCCCCAAUUUGUACUUGGCAGCUUGCAAGUUCUUGGAUACAGCACUUUCCUUUCCACCUGACAAGAUGCCCUUGUUUCAGAUUUACAGGUGGGCAUUUGUUCCAGAAGUAGAUGCAGAGGACCCCGUCUUUUCAUUGGAUCUAGAGGAGAAUCACCAGGAAUGCGUACCCUACACUGUUAGGAUCCUAGAACUUCUCAAAUUAAAAUAUGGGGAAACGAAUGACUCAGAUGAGCUCACCAUGAAGAGCGAAUUUCCUCUCCUUCGCCAGCAUUCUGUUUCCAGCCUGGAGGAACUGAUGCCCUUCUUCAGGACUCUCAACUGCGCAUUUAAGACCCAGAGUAAACGGCCUGCAGAUUCCCCAGGACCGCCCCCCUCAGAGCUUCCUGUCACGGACAGCCCGAGGGUCUUGAAACUCCUGGAAGAGUGUGUUGAAUACGAUUUUUUGGAACAGCUGGAAAAUUAGCCUUCUUAGCAGAGUUUGUUUAAUCCAUUCAUUGAGACGUCAGUGAAAACCGGGAUAUAUAGGUGACCCCUGAGCGACAUGGGCUGACCCAGGAGCGUCCAGGGCGCUGCGGUCAGAGUCCGCCCACCACGGGCACUGGCAGGUGACUCUGGAUGCGGAGUUUCCUAGGUGGAGGGAAGACUGUGAGUUGUACUUGGAAUUUGACUGCUGGAGCCUGGGGCGGGGUUGGGCCCUGACCCCACAUGGUGCAAGGAUCCGUUGUUCCAUUUCCAAGCAAGAACGGAGCCAGAGCGUGAUUUCAAGAAGUCUUUUUCAGUUUUGAAAGUAAAAUUCAAAUAUUUUCUGCUUGGCUGCAAAACACAUCGCCCUCAAUGCCUUGUAAUAUAUUUGGAUCGGAUUCUAUAUUUCUUGUUCAGUUUAUGUAAAGAAAAUAAAAUUAAUAUAUCACCUGGCGGUAGCACAGACUUUGUAACGAAGUAACGUAGGAAGAGAAGGAAGAGCUGCUCUCUCUGUCCUGCCGCUGCACGGCUGCCCCACUGCACUUCUCUCCAUUUAAACAUCGUGAACAUUGUUUUUAAGCUUUCACACAUGUCCUUUAA
Molecule: messenger RNA, 8816 nt
Organism: Talpa occidentalis (Iberian mole)
Lineage: Eukaryota; Metazoa; Chordata; Mammalia; Eulipotyphla; Talpidae
Gene: DOP1B
Product: DOP1 leucine zipper like protein B
Exons: 37
Coding region: 1348-8217 (2289 amino acids)
Biological process (GO): Golgi to endosome transport
Cellular component (GO): trans-Golgi network; endosome
Source: RefSeq, a predicted model, not a curated record